AUGGGUAGUUUAAGCGAUGAUCCAAACAUGGAAUGUUCUGACAUCGAAUAUGAACAUACUACACCUAUGUCCGAUCAAGCACUAUGCUCGAACAGUAGUUAUGACAAUUUAGACGAUACUGAUGGUGAUACAAGUGAAAUCAAAGUUAAAAAGCCCAAAGUUGCUUUUCCAUUUGGAAAAUGUCGUGUAUGCACAGAUAAGGCAACCGGUGCGCAUUAUGGAAUUUCCACAUGUGAGGGGUGUAAGGGUUUUUUCAAACGAAGCAUAUUACGUAAAGAAAAAUAUCGCUGUUAUUUCGGCAACCGAUGUAUAAUUAAUGUUGAAAAUCGAAAUCGAUGUAAAUCAUGCAGAUUUCAAAAAUGUAUGAAAGAAGGAAUGUCAGUUGAUGGUGUUCGAAUGGGUCGAAUCCCAAAAUUGGUGAAAGAAAAAGCUUUGAGAGAACAACGUCUUAAUCAACAAGGAACAGAAGUUAAUUCACCCGAAUCUGUGGGAUCUACUAGUGAUAAAAAUUCAGAAAAUGACGAUCCAGAACACAUACAAAUGGAUCAGGAAGAUUUCAACAUUGAUGAAACACAGCCUCGUCCAGAAGAUGAGCUCAAUGAAGCUGAUCAGGCCGUUGUUGGAAUAUUUUCAACAAUGGCUUUGAAAAGAAUGAAGAGUAUCUCACUAAAACUGUCAAACACAAAUUUAUUUCCACAACUCAAUUACGAAGAAUCAACAUUUAUCAGGUAUUUGAGAUGGACAACUCACAACGUUUUUCAGCGCUUUUCAAAACACGUUUACGAAUUACAAGAGCGUAUGCAUGCACUCAUUAAUCGUGGGGUUACUGCUAUCCCAAUGCACGUCAAAAAUAUGAUUGCCGCAUUUAAAAAGAUUCCCGGUACGAAUGAAAUAAAUGCUGAAGAUUUUCAAAAGAUGAUGCUACAUAGAGGAAUGGAUUAUUACAUGUUAAAAUAUUCCUGCAUUCUUGUUAAUGGUGAAUGUUAUCAAAUAUAUCCGAAUGGUCUUCAGUAUACACGUCGAUGGAUGACUCAAAUGCAUGGAAAGAAAAUGGUAUCAAGAAUGUUUGAUUUUGCCAAUAAAUUUAAUAAUUUAAAUCUCCACGAGCAAGAGCUCGCACUUAUCUAUCCAAUAGUCCUAUGCACUGAUGAUCAUACUCUUGAUGAUCCAGAAACCGUUCGUUCAAUUAAAGCUUGCUUCUCAUAUGCGCUCUACGCACAAAUGUGUGUAACUAGAAAAGAACAGAAUGCUAAAAUGUUAUUUGAACAACUUUUCAAAGUUCUUGAACUUCUAAAUCCAUUAAAUGCAAUCUACGAGAAAUCAGUGGGAAGUCUGGUAUUAGAAAAAACUGAUUAA
This is a messenger RNA of Didymodactylos carnosus, 1356 nucleotides long. NCBI's taxonomy places the organism in Eukaryota, Metazoa, Rotifera, Eurotatoria, Philodinida, Philodinidae. The record is from the annotation of a GenBank genome assembly.